UUUGCCGAAAAUCAAUCCUAAAGAUUGUACCAGGAUUUUUGUAUUACGAUUAAUGAAUAAAAACUUUGAGGAUAUUAAUGUGGUAGAGGUCGCCAGGUUUUGUUGUUUUUUAAUUCAAAUGAGGAUGCUUUACGAAUACACGUUUGCUCAUCAUCUCGUAUGGGAUAUGAAACACCUAAAAGCGAGUGCAGUAACAAAACUCAACCCUAUAGUUUUAAGGAAAAUUGAAGUUGUAUUCACGGACUCUUACAAAGCAAGAGUAAAAGGAUUACAUUUUAUAAAUGCUCCACCAUUCAUUAAUAAGAUUAUUGCCAUAUUUAACUUAGUUUUGAAAGAAAAAAUUGCAAAAAGGAUUCACGUCCAUAGUACCUACGAAGAUCUCUAUAAACAUAUUUCUAAAGAAGUCCUCCCUGAAGAUUAUGGUGGUGAGGAAAUGAGUUGUCAAGACAUUUCAAAACAUUUGAAAGAGUUCAUUAAAAGUGAGACAGGAAGACGCGUAAUAGAACAGUCAAGUAAGAUGGUGGCUAACGAAACUAAACGAAGUAGCCUUAAGUUUAAUGAAGAGUAUAUGGGUAUGCCCGGUUCUUUUAAACAAUUAAAUUUCGACUAAUGAAAAAUGGAACGGUGGAAUGAUGAACCCUCUUAAGAUCGAUUGCCAUGGUAUUGAAAAGUAAAGUUUUCAAUUAAAUAAACCGAAUUAUGAUGAAUUAAGUAAUAAAUCUGUAAAAUCAAAACACAAA
Messenger RNA from Melitaea cinxia (Glanville fritillary), 740 nucleotides. Its product is annotated as alpha-tocopherol transfer protein-like. NCBI's taxonomy places the organism in Eukaryota, Metazoa, Arthropoda, Insecta, Lepidoptera, Nymphalidae. The transcript is spliced from 4 exons. The record is from RefSeq and is a predicted model, not a curated record. Gene Ontology annotation, cellular component: membrane. Bases 53 to 610 code for a protein of 185 amino acids. Gene Ontology annotation, molecular function: phosphatidylinositol bisphosphate binding.